This is a messenger RNA of Magnusiomyces paraingens, 849 nucleotides long. RefSeq lists its product as uncharacterized. The transcript has 3 exons. Gene Ontology annotation, cellular component: membrane; mitochondrion. Bases 1 to 849 code for a protein of 282 amino acids. NCBI's taxonomy places the organism in Eukaryota, Fungi, Ascomycota, Dipodascomycetes, Dipodascales, Dipodascaceae. Gene Ontology annotation, biological process: mitochondrion organization. The record is from RefSeq and is a predicted model, not a curated record.
AUGUCCAGACUUUUCAGCAACCCCAUCACCGGUUUUGUGAUUCCGGCCGCUGCGCUCUAUCUCGCGCAAAACUCUCUUUUCGACGUCAAGGGUGGCACCCGCGCCGUCAUCUUCGACCGUCUUAGCGGUGUCCAGCAAGAGGUUGUUGGCGAAGGUACUCACUUUUUGGUUCCCUGGCUGCAAAAGGCCGUUCUCUUUGAUGUUAGAACUAGACCCCGCAUCAUCUCCACAGUCACUGGCUCCAAGGAUUUGCAAAUGGUGUCACUGACACUCCGUAUCUUGCACCGCCCAGAUGUUCCACAUCUUCCUCGUAUCUACCAGGCUCUUGGUCUUGACUAUGACGAGCGUGUUUUGCCCUCGAUUGGUAAUGAGGUUUUGAAGUCCAUUGUUGCACAAUUUGAUGCUGCCGAGCUCAUUACCCAGCGUGAAGUUGUUUCUAAUAAGAUUCGUGAUGACUUGCGCAAGCGUGCAGCCGAGUUCAACAUUGAGUUGGAGGAUGUCUCCAUCACCCACAUGACUUUUGGCAAGGAGUUCACCAAGGCUGUUGAACAGAAGCAGAUUGCUCAGCAGGAUGCUGAGCGUGCGCGGUUCACUGUCGAGAAGGCUGAGCAGGAACGCCAGGCCUCUGUUAUUCGUGCUGAGGGUGAAGCCGAGGCUGCAGAGACCAUUUCUAAGGCCCUGGAAAAGGCCGGCGAUGGUCUGCUUUUGAUUCGUAGAAUUGAGGCUUCUAAGGACAUUGCAAAGAUUCUGGCCAAUUCGCCCAAUGUGACAUACUUGCCAUCUAACUCUGGCACGGGCGGGGCCCAAGCCGGUACCUCCAACAGUUUGUUGCUCAACAUUGGCCGAUAA